Trichoderma aggressivum f. europaeum is the source of this 1695-nucleotide messenger RNA. RefSeq lists its product as uncharacterized. The transcript has a single exon. The record is from RefSeq and is a predicted model, not a curated record. Lineage: Eukaryota; Fungi; Ascomycota; Sordariomycetes; Hypocreales; Hypocreaceae. Bases 1 to 1695 code for a protein of 564 amino acids.
AUGCCUCCUCAACCAAUGUGGCAGGGCAUUGUUGCUCGCAAACGGGCCGAGCGAGACGCCAAAAUCCCCUCUGAAUGGCGUCUCGCCGAGUCUCUUCUCUCUGAAUGGCGUCUCGCCGGGUCUCUUCCCUCUGGCGCUAGGCCCUCGGUAACUAGGCCCAUAGACUUUCUCCCUCGUUGCGGAAUACUCACAGAGCACGAUCUGGCCAUCACAGCCCCUGAUGCCACCGAAUUGCUCGCGCGAAUAUCCGCUGGAAAAGUGACGGCUGAAGAUGUCGUCCGAUCGUUUUGCAAGCGUGCCGCCGUUGCACACCAGCUAACUAACUGCCUGACGGAAAUCAUGUUCUCAGAAGCCAUUGAAAGAGCCAAGUGGCUAGAUUCCGAGUUCAAGAACGGCAAUAAGCCCGUCGGCCCUCUCCACGGCCUACCCAUCAGUGUCAAGGAUCAAUUCUACAUCAAGGGAUACGACAGCUCCAUCGGAAUUACUGCCCUGUGCUUCAAUCCCGCCAAAUCAACAAGCCAGGCAGUGCAGAUGCUGCUCAACGCCGGCUGCGUCAUAAUCGCCAAGACCACCGUUCCCCAGACUGUCCUCACCGCCGACACGGAUUCGAUUGUCUUUGGACGCACGGCCAAUCCUCACAAUGCCGAGUUUGGAGCGGGCGGUUCUUCGGGAGGCGAGGGCGCGCUGAUGGCCAUGGGCGGCUCUGCUCUAGGACUAGGGACAGACGCAGCAGGAAGUGUGCGCAUGCCGGCAGCGGUGUGCGGAGUUGUUGGAUACAAGCCAAGCGCAUAUAGGAUUCCCAUCGAUGGCCAGAGAAUCCUGGGCAAAGGUAUCAUGGGUACCACGUCUCUAGGGCCGCCAGGAGUCAGCGGGUUUCUGGCGAGGUCGGUCAGAGAUGCAAGGCUGGCAGCAAGAGUCAUGGCAGAGGCACAGCCGUGGAACGACAGUCCGUUUAUUUACCCUCACCCUUGGAUGCAGAUUCCUUCUCCCGACAAGCCUCGAAUCGGCGUGUGGCUUACGACGGGCGUGGUGCAUCUUCAUCCGCCCGUUGCGCGAGGUCUGCGUCUUGCUCACGAUAGACUGAAGAGAGCCGGCUACGAAGUCAUUGAGCUGGCCCCGCCGCCUUUCGAAAAGGCGAGUGAAAUACACUUCAAGAUGGGCGAGUUCAUGGACGUGUCUCAUAUGCGCAAACUGCUCGAGUCCGAACCACACACCAACAUUGUCCAAGCGAUGGGCAACAUGACCCCCAAAGGAAUGCAGCCAGAGCUCUCCGUCGAGUAUCUACACGAGCUAAACUUCCAGAUUGCUCGCAUCGCUAUGCAGAUGAAGAGGUAUUGGCUACAUGACGGCAAACCACUCGACGGUAUUCUGUUUGUCAACGCGCCACAUACUGCUGUCCCAUUUGACAAAUAUCUCUGGGUUGCCUUUACUGGCAUUAUCAACGUUGUCGAUUGGACAAGCAUCGCGAUACCGCUCAACGAGAAUGCGGACAAGAAUAUAGACGUUGCGAUGCCACUUGAAGAUUGCUACAACGACCUAGAUCUGUCCAUUCAGAAGCUAUAUGAUGCCGAAAAGUUUCAUGGUCUGCCAUUAUCCGUUCAACUAAUUGGUCAAAGGUUUGAAGAUGAGAAGCUGCUGGCUUUGGCGGAGGAAAUUACCCCAGUUAUAACGCAGAGAGGACAGUCCAAGCUGUGA